CUGAGGAUUGUUCUCCUGGGUAAAAGCAUGUCAGAAAACAGCCGUGUGGGAAACUUGAUCUUGGGUCGAUCAGCGUUUGACAGUGAAGCUCCAUCAGAUGUUGUGGAGAGAGUCGGAGGAAGACUGAUAGACAGACCUGUGACGCUCGUCAACAGUCCUCAGCUGCUCCACACCAACAUCUCAGAUGAUCAGAUCACACAGACGGUCAGAGAGUGUGUGAGUCUGUCUGAUCCAGGACCUCAUGUCUUCAUCAUCAUUCUGCAGUAUGAAGACUUCACUGAGGAGGAAAUGAGAAGAGUCAGAAAUGUGCUCAGGCAGUUCAACGAAAAGACGAUGGAACGAGUCAUCAGGAUCACGACUGAUGAAAAGGCACAUGAUUCUGAAGGGUCACCUGUGAAGGUGAAUGAAAUCCUCCAGCAGUUUUCUGCAAGACAUCUACAGCUUGAUAAAAACAUUGAGGAGUGGCGCACUUCAAUAUUACAGCAGAUAGAGAAGAUCCUCCGAGAAAACAGUGAAGAGUUUCUGCCAUGUGAUUCAUUUGAUGUUUCAGAAGGAACAUCUGUGGAUGAUCUGAACACCUUGAGUUAUUCACUCAGAAUAGAAGAGGAAGAUCCCGAUGGAGAGCAUGACAGAAAAGCUCUUGAAACUCAUUCUGAGAAGAAAGAAGCAAAAGGUUUUCUUUACAAUAUACCCACAAUAUCAUUUUUUGGUAAUCCAGAAUCAAAAACAGAGCAUGAUCAAGCCAAGGGAAGUGUACAAGUCACCAAAAAGCAGAAGCUGAACUUGGUGCUGUGUGGGAGUGACGGAAGACUGAAAGCCUCCGUAUCAAAACUUAUAAGAGGGAAAAAGACAUUUCUUCCUCCCUUACAUCAGGAAGAGUGUGUGAGGACCGAUGUGGAUCUUCAUGGUCAUCUGAUCAAUGUGCUGGAGCUUCCAGCUCUCAGUCAAAUCUCAGAGGAGGAAGUGAUGUGUCAGACUCUGCACUGUGUGUCUCUCUGUGAUCCUGGAGUUCAUGCUUUCCUCCUCAUUAUUCCUGAUGCUCCACUGACUCAUGAAGAUAAAGCAGAAAUUGAGGAGAUCCAGAAGAUCUUCAGCUCCAGAAUCAACAAACUCGUCAUAAUCCUUAUAAUGCAAGAGAAGAGCAUUCUGAGGAAACUUAUCAGUAGUAGAAGUCACGUUACACACAUUGAUACCUAUAUUCAAACAUUUGGAGCUCGACGGUUUGUUCUGGAGAACAGCUCACAGGUUCCUGAUCUGCUGCGGGAUGUGGAGAACAUGGUGGAAGAGAACAGAGGGAGUUUCUACACCUCCUUCAUGCUCCUUCAAGCUCAGAUAGAGCUGGAGAGAAACAAGUACAAGGCUGAAAUAGAGGAACUGAAGAGAUUCAUGAUGAAAACUCAGUCAGCAGCAGUUCCUGAUUGUUCAGAAGAUCUCGAGUGUCUGAGGAUUGUGCUGAUCGGGAGAACAGGAAGUGGAAAGAGCGCAACAGGGAACACAAUUCUGGGAAGAAAGGAGUUUCUCAGCCAAUUAAACACAGAUUCAGUGACGACGGUGUGUGAGAAGAGAGUUGGAGAAGUUGCUGGUCGAUCAGUAGCUGUUGUUGAUACUCCAGGACUCUUCGACACGACACUAACAAAUGAUCAAGUGGUGGAAGAAAUAGUGAAGUGUGUUUCAAUGUCAGCUCCAGGACCUCAUGUGUUUGUCAUUGUGGUCAGUGUGGGAAGAUUUAUACAGGUAGAAUCAGACACUGUAAACCUGAUCAAGCAGAUAUUUGGUCUAAAAUCUGCUCAGUUCAGCAUCGUUCUCUUCACCAGAGCAGACGAACUUGAAGAUGAAUCUAUAGAGGAUUAUCUGAAGAGAAGCAAAUCUGCAGAACUGCAGAAACUGAUCAGAGAUUGUGGAAACAGAUUCCUGGCGUUCAAUAAUAGAGAAAAACAUGACAAAACUCAAGUGAUGACGCUGUUAAACAUGAUAGUAGAGGUGAAAACUAAUAAUCAGAGUGGAUACUUCACUAAUGACAUGUUUGAGGAGGCAGAGAUGUCCAUUAAGAAGAAGAUGGAGGAAAUCAUGAAAGAGAGAGAAAGAGAGAUGCAGAAACAGAAAGAAGAGUUACAAGACAAAUAUGAGAUGGAGAUGAAGACACUAAAGGAAAGACUGGAAGAAGAGAAAAGAAAAGCAGAUGAGGAAAAACAACAUAGAGAGAAUGAGUUUAGACAAAGAGAGGAAAAACUCAUCAAAGAGUUUGAAGAGAAACACAAAGCAGAACAACAGAAACAAGAGAUGGAGAAACAGAAACUAUUAGAAGAGGAAAAACAGAAAAAAGCAGCAUAUGAUCGAGAAAUUGAGGAGAUGAAGAGAGAGAUGGACAACCAGAGAUCACAGUAUGAACAACAGCAGAAAGAAAGAGAAGAAGAAGACAGAAAGAGAGAAGAGAAAUACAGACAAGACCAAGACAAGAUGAAAAGUGAACAAGAGCGAAUUAUAGAAGAAUUAAAGAUGAAGCAUAAAGAAGAAACAAAACUGAGGGAUUUAGAGGAGAAGAGGAGGAAAGAAGAAGAAGAGAAGGAGAGAGAGAGAUGGAAAAGAAGAAUAAAAGAAGCUGAAAAUGACAAAGAAGAGAUUCAAGAGGAAAUUAAACGACAGCAGAGAGAAUGGGAGGAUGAGAAGAAACGACAGAUGAAAGAACGAGAGGAAGAAGAAAAAAACAGAAAAGAAAAACAUGAGGAACAACUGAGAGAAAAACAAGAAGAGCUGGAGAAACUGAGGAAGAGAUUUGAAGGAGAAAGAGAAGAAGAACGACAGAAGAUGGAGGAGGAGAAACAGAAACAGAAGAGAGAAAGAGAAGAAAAGGAGAGAGAAUAUGAGGAAAAGAGAGAGGAGACAAAGAGACAUUAUGAGGAGCUGGAGAGAGAGAGGAAAGAGGAGUGGGAGAGAAGAACACAAGAAUAUGAAGAGAGACGAGAAGAAGAAAAAACAAAAUGGAAUAAAAAAAUUGAAGAUCUGAAAAGAGAGCAAGAAGAUGAGAUCAAGAGAAGAGAAACAGAAGAGAAAGAAAAAGAAAAGAGAGAAGAGGAAGAGAGAGAUGAAAUGAAACAGAAACAUGAAGAGGAAAUAAAACAGAUAAAGAAGAAACAUGAAGAUGAAGCCAGAAAAAAAGCAGAAGAAAUGAAUGAUUUCAGAGAGAAAAAAGAGCAGCACGUUCAGGAGCUUCAGCAAAAGCUGGAAGAUCACCAGAAACAACAGGAAUUAAUGGAGAAGCUUUACCAACACAUUAAAGAUGAGAAAAGCGAAGAAGUGAAAGAACUAAAGAGAGGGAUUGAAGAUUUAAAAAAGAAAUCAUGUAGACUUAUGUGAAACAAUUAUGACCAUUAUGUAGCCAAACAUACAUUAGGCUUAUUGUUGUUAUCUUUAGCUUAGCUUUGGUUACACAAGGACACAAACUUGUGGAAAACUGAAAAGACACAUUUUUAAAAAAUCCUCCUGAAUCUACCAAACUUUAUCUAAGUUUCAAAUCCAUUGCGUCACGAUCCCCAGCGAUCGUAACUCCCUAGAUCGCUGGUUUGCACAUAAGGACUACAAAUCUGCUUGUAAAUGGACUACAUAUUCAGUCAUGACACACACACACACACACACACACACACACACACACACACACACCUGCUCCAAGUAUCUACUGAUUACACUCACACCACCUGAGGAUUGUCAAAGACUCAUUACAAACACCAUUCAAGCAGCACACACACUCAUUCACAAUGCCGAGUCUUGUUAUCUGUAAAGUGGCAUUUCAAU
This is a messenger RNA of Danio aesculapii, 3789 nucleotides long. RefSeq names its product GTPase IMAP family member 8. The record is from RefSeq and is a predicted model, not a curated record. Lineage: Eukaryota; Metazoa; Chordata; Actinopteri; Cypriniformes; Danionidae. Bases 28 to 3354 code for a protein of 1108 amino acids. Gene Ontology annotation, molecular function: GTP binding. The transcript has 4 exons.